GUCUCAUUGGAUAGGCGUUUUUCUUUUUCUCGCCGGGGGAAAGUGUUUUGUAUUUUGUGCGCCGUGCGCUCAUGAGCGCACCGCCUCAGCUCCAAGGACAAAAAAGCAAGUUAUAGAUGGCCUUUCCUGCGAGCCCGUCUGCGAGAGCGACAAACUAUUUCACCAUGACUGACGGGGAUCGCUUGGAUGCAGCUGACACUCACGCGUGCCCGGCGAUCGCGCUGAGUAAAGCCGUGUCCGUGUCCCUGGGCUUGGACUCCCUGCUGUCUCCGCUCAGUCACCAGUGGUCCGAGCCGGAGCUGGGAACGCCCGGUGACAUGAUGCACUCGGAAGGAAACCGACUCCUCCUGCCCCACACGAGCACUACUAGAGCACACGAGCUGAGCGACUUUGGAGAAGUGCGUCCUGCAGACGCGCGGCGGAGCGGCUGCGCGGAUGCGCUCAGGUCCGGCGACAUGCACGGUGCGCGCAGCUCGCUCAUAUCCAGAUUCGUCUGCAACAAGGACACAAACGUGUUCACAAACCCGGUACCGGAGCUCCCCGCGACCUCUCGGGUGACGGAGGUCGUGCCUUUCAGCAGUGCGUACUCUGCUUUCUCCGCCAGCUCCAGCCUGUACGGCGGUAAUGCCCGAGCUGCGUCUGCGUGGUGCGCAAACGAGCGCGCAUCCAGCAGCGAGCGACCCGAGCCGCCCAGCAGGGCCGGCUACGGCGGACAGACUUUCUUCUGCAAGUACUGUAACUGUGCGCAAAGCUCUCUCGGAGCCAGGCAGGAGUGCAGCUGUGUGUGGUACAGCAGAGCCGCCGAGCAGGGCGGCAAAGCCGCCGGCGCGCAUGGGGCGGCCGCGGCACAGGCGUACGGCCAAGUGGAAAGUUACCCGGACGCGGUUCCUCAAGGGCAAAGCACUUUCUCCACUAUUAAGAUCGAACCUACAAUUUGGUUGGACUACACGGGUCGCAGUUUCAGACAUGAGGAUUUUUUCCCAGGUGUGUACCUGUCGGACAGGAGAGUGUGUCAGGUGUGCGGGGACGACGCCUCGGGCUGUCACUACGGAGCGGUCACCUGCGGCAGCUGCAAGGUGUUCUUCAAGAGGGCGGCUGCAGGUAAGCAGAACCAUCUGUGCGCCAGCCGCAACGACUGCACCAUCGACAAGCUGCGGCGGAAAAACUGCGCCUCGUGCCGCUUAAAGAGAUGCUUCAUGUCGGGGAUGAGCCUGAAAGGUCGCAGAUUGAAGGGAGCCACACAGGCACGACACGGAGAGGAGGAGCCAGCGCAGGCUGGCUGGGGACAGGCAGAAAAGGAAGGCAGGGCAGGAAGGACGCUUGUUGUCGUGGAGCCCGGAAACGCAGCUUCCAGGCCUCAGAGGGCAGAACACCAGGCCCGGCCUCUUGGCAUCCCCCCGUCUCCAGCCUCCUGCCUGUCCCUGCUCAGCAUCCUGCAGUCCAUCGAGCCGGCCGUGGUGAACGCCGGGCACGACCCCGCCGAGCCGGACAGCCCUGCGUCCCUGCUCACCAGCCUGAACGAGCUGGGGGAGCGGCAGCUCGUCACGGUGGUGCGCUGGGCCAAGGUGAUACCAGGGUUCCGCAACCUGCACGUGGACGACCAGAUGUCAGUGAUCCAGUUGUCGUGGAUGGGGGUGAUGGUCUUCGCUCUGGGCUGGAGGUCCUACACUCUGACUGACUGCUCCAUGCUCUACUUUGCUCCAGACCUGGUCUUCAAUGACCAGCGGAUGCAAGUGUCCAGUAUGUAUGAACACUGUAUGCGGAUGAAGGUGCUGGCCCAAAGGUUCUGCAAGCUGGAGGUCACCCAGGAAGAGUUCCUCUGCAUGAAGGCCCUCGUCCUCUUCAGCAUCAGUCGUGAGGAAGCUGCACCAGUUCACCUACGAUCUCUUCGUGCAAGCUCAGGCCCUGCCGAUGCGCGUCAGCUUUCCAGAGAUGAUCUCAGAGAUCGUCAGCGUCCACGUGCCCAAGAUCCUCUCCGGCAUGGUGAAGCCCAUCCUUUUCCACAACACGGCCUAGACACACGCGGCCGGUCUCCCCGAGCGCUCUCUCGGGGCCGCGGGCCACGUGCUCCGGCUCCCAGACCUUCCACCAUGUGCGGCAAAGCUGAGAUGGCAAGAGGGGGGGGGGGGGGGGUUUAUGCUCUUAUGCAGUUAAAUAAGUGUAAGCUCGAGCGAGGCUGAGGUGGACACUAACAGAGGGGAGGACAGCACAUUCUUACAGUGUAAUGUAAUCUAGCCACAUCCACCCCACUCUCCUUACUGCCUGUUCUCUGUUUCACGCUCAUCAGAUGUUUUAAGAGGUGGUUAAAAACAACACUUGCAUGCACAUAUCUCAGCAUGAACCAACAAAAACCUGGCAUGACACCCACUCCAUCUCUCUGUAAUGAUUAUUCUCAACUAGGGGACUGUUCACCAACCCCUGAGCUUCUUCUGUAUGCAGUGGCAUGACAUCUGUACUCGCUUCUUCACAAUGAAUGUUAUUGUGUGCACCUGAGACGGGGGGAAAAAACCCCACCGGUUGAUUGACAGUUAAUAAGCGGUUGUGACUUGCAUGCUCACAAUCAAAGCUAUCUCACUUGAAGGCAUAUAAAAAAAAUUUGAAAGCCGUUGUCAUCUCUUAGAAACAGAUAUUACUUUUGAUUGAUAUUUCUUGUGUCGUUAAAACCAAGGAGUGAGCUAAAGCCGGGUUUGAAUGUAUAUUUAUGAAUUUUCAAUGUCGAGAAAAUGCAACGGGUGACUUUUUAAAGAAGUUUUAGGUGCCAAAUGUUGUCCAAGUUUCACUUUUUCAAAGUGCAUAUUUCAUAUAGUUGUGUAACUUUUCUACUGUUUCUAAAAAGUGUUCUUUACAAAAGCUUUCUUGUGCAUCAUCAUGUAUUUGCGGUUACUCAUUGCAGUUUUGCUACACAUUAAAGUUCCAGU
Cololabis saira (Pacific saury) is the source of this 2918-nucleotide messenger RNA. RefSeq names its product progesterone receptor-like. The transcript has 8 exons. The record is from RefSeq and is a predicted model, not a curated record. Gene Ontology annotation, biological process: regulation of DNA-templated transcription; male gonad development. Lineage: Eukaryota; Metazoa; Chordata; Actinopteri; Beloniformes; Belonidae. Gene Ontology annotation, molecular function: zinc ion binding; DNA-binding transcription factor activity; sequence-specific DNA binding. The coding region runs from base 117 to 2180 and encodes 687 amino acids.